This is a messenger RNA of Schistosoma spindalis, 6344 nucleotides long. The record is from the annotation of a GenBank genome assembly. Lineage: Eukaryota; Metazoa; Platyhelminthes; Trematoda; Strigeidida; Schistosomatidae.
GAAAGCGGCCUGUUUGGUUGUUUGCGGUGCAGAAGCCAGUGAUGGAGUUUCUUCAAAAUGGCAGUUAGAUCAGAACUUAGCGAGCAGAAGUUAGGGUAUAUAAGGGAGUUCGUGAACAACAAAGACCCAAAGGAAGAAUAUAAACUAAUCCAGAGCAUUGGAACUGGCACAUACGGCGAGGUUUACAAGGCCAUUCGGUUAAGGACAAAGGAAUUCGCUGCUGUCAAAAUAAUUAAAGUCGAUGCUAAGGAUGAUGUACGUGCUAUACUUCAGGAGAUACAAACCCUCCGCGAAUGUCGACAUUGCAACAUCGUACAGUUCUUCGGUAGCUAUUUCAGAAAUAACAAAUUGUGGAUAUGUAUGGAGUUCUGUGGAGGAUUCUCUAUGCAGGAUAUUUACACAAAUAUCCAGAGGCCUAUUGAAGAGAAUUGCAUAGCUUUUGUAUCCAGAGAAACUUUACGAGGCAUAGAAUACAUGCAUAAAGCAGGAAAAAUACACCGUGAUAUUAAGGGUGCAAAUAUUCUACUGACGACUGAUGGUGAUGUCAAAAUUGCCGAUUUUGGUGUUGCAGCUCAAAUCACGCAGACAAUUCAACGUCGAAAUUCUUUCAUUGGAACACCAUACUGGAUGGCACCUGAAGUUGCAGCUGUUGAACGUAAAGGUGGUUAUGAUGAAAAAUGUGAUGUAUGGGCUUUAGGAAUUACUGCUAUUGAAUAUGCUGAACUACAACCUCCACUAUUUGAUUUACAUCCUAUGAGAGCUUUACGAAUACUUGGUAUGCGUAGUUACAAACCACCAGUACUUCGAAAUAAAUCUUUAUGGUCUCAGAAAUUUCAUAAUUUUCUUAAAGCAUCAUUGACAAAAAGUGAAAAGAAAAGACCAACAGCUCAAGCUUUAUUACGACAUGAAUUUGUUAAUCAACCACAUUUAACUAGACUAUUAACAUUGAAGUUAUUAGAAACUAAUCGUAAUCCUAAUAUUAAUACUACUACUGCUACUACUACUACUACUACUAAUAUUAAUAAUAAUCGUUUAUCUGUUCAUGGAAAUAAUUCAACGAAUCAACAAAAAUCACAUAUAAAACAAGGACAAAUCCAAGAAGAAUAUUCUGCUUUAUUAGUUGGACGACCAGAUUAUCCUAUGGUAAUGAAUAAAUUACCUGUACAAAGUCCUAAUGAAGAAUAUAAAGAUCGUACACUUGUUCGAUCUCAGAAUGUACCUCAAACAUCAUCAACCGAUAAUCAAUCAUUAUCUGAUAUAAAACGUCCUAUUUCUUCAACAUCAUCAUCAAAUCGUCCAGAACCAUUAAUAAAAAUGCAUACACCAUGGCAAUCACAACAAAUUAAAUCGGAUCAAUCUUCACCAAUGAAUUUAUCAAAACCAAUUACAACUAUUGCUGAAGUAAUUGUACAAAAAUCACCUAUUAUUUCUCCUAUGGAACGUAUACAAUCAGCUAGACCUCAGCAAUUUCUAAUUGAACAUUCAAUAAUCAAUGAUGGUAAUGCUUUGAAUAAUAAACUUAAUAUUGAUAAAUUUAAUUCACAUCAUCAUCCAUCUACAUCAAAAUCAAUUUUAGAAGAGAUUCGUAUUAUGGAUGAAUUGCCUACACCAUUUCCUGCUUAUGUUGCAUCAGCACCAACUGCUACACCAGCUGUUAAACCACCUGGAUUAAGUUAUCAAUUAAAUAAUUCUACAUCCAAACAUAUUGAAAAUAUUAUACAGAAAACUCCUACAACAUCAUAUUCUUCUGGUAUCAGUCAACCAUUGCAUACUCAAACGACUACCUAUGAUUUAUUGUCGACUACAGUGGUUGAUUCACAUAAAAAGCAUCAUCAUGUACAACAACAACAACAACAUCGUCGAUCUUCAUCGAAUAAUUCGUCUAGUAUUUCUUCUGCUUCUACAUCACCACGUAGUUCAUGUUCAUCAAGUCAACUAGAUUUAUUAGAUCCGGUAUCUACUGAUUUAACUUCAGGAAGUCAUCAAACUACUAUUCUGUCAAAUUCUAAUUCGUCAUCUCCUACAUCAACAGGUUCUAGAACAUCAUCAUCUUCAUCAUCGUCAUCAUCAACUUCUUCAUCAGUUAGUGCAGAAGCAGCAGUUGGUGAUGAUGAUUUGAAUGGGGUCGAUGAAGAUAAUAUUUUAAUAUCAGCUGCUAAUGUAGAACACAAAUCAGAUUAUGUUGGUGUUGAUGAUGGUGUUGAAGAAGUGUUUUUAAAUGAAGAUAAAGAUUUAAAAUGUGUAGAUAAGCAAAAAGAUAAAAAAGAAGAAACUGAAAACUAUAAUCAUCAAGAGGUUUUGGCAAUUACUGAACAUACCAUCAUACAAGAUUCAUUGGAAGCACGAUUUUUACCUAUUGAUUCUGAACCGCAUGUUGUAGAAGCACAUUCAGUUCGUGUGGCACAUCAUAAUGUAAGUCCUGAAAAUGGUGAUCAACUAUGUCGAGUGACUGGUACUGUGAUUCAAAGUGUUGACGUCAGUAAAACAAUAGCAACAAUAUCUACUACUACUACUACUACUACUACUAUUAAAGUUAAUGGUACAAAUGCUCAGUCUAACGAUUCAUCUCUUGUCGAAUUUAAUAAAUCUGUCAAUUUAACCAAUGAAUCAAAUCAUGAUAACAUUCCUAAAUCAAUUAGUAUUGAUGAUUACACAAAAGCAGAGAAACAUCGAAAUGAUCAACAAUAUAAUCGUCAACAUUUAUCCAUAAGUGAUCAUAUAAAUUAUGAUAAUAAUGGUGAAGAGGAUGAUUUACAUGAUAUUGUACAUUAUACACCAGAACGUAUAUCACCAAUGUCAUUUGAUCGUGGUACAGUAACUACAAUUGAAUCACAUUUAUCUAGUAUAAUGGCUCAAGAUGAAAUUGAUGAUGGUCGAGAGAAUAAUAAUCUUAAUAAAGAGUUUGAUUAUUCUUCAUCAAAAAAGAUUAUUGCUGAUUCAGAAAAAUUUUCCGAAUCUCCACCAUAUGCUUGUCUCGAUGUACAUAAUGAUAAUCCAGAUGAAUGGGAUUUAGGUGUGGCUGAUCGUGAUUUAUUAGCCGCUGAUGGUUUACUCUAUUUAGAUCGUAGUCAUCCGGAAUCACUUAGCGAUCGAAUUAGUGAAUUUGGAUUUCGAAUUCAUGGUUCAUCUGAAGGUGAAGAGGAUCUAGAAGAUGAGGAUGAUGAUCCAGACGAUAGUGGAAUUCGAGAUGAAAUCAUUAUACCAAAUGAUUUAUCUAAUAUAAAUAUGAUGAAUUUAUGUUCAUUAUCAUCUAAUACAAAUAAUAUAGAUGAUAUUUCACCAACAUUAAGUCGUAUGAAUAAACAUAAUACAAAUGAUAUUACUAUGGAUACUACUUCAAUACAAAAAUUAUCAUUAUCAACCAAUGAUAAUAUUAAUUUAAAUAGUCAAAUGAUAAAUAAUAAUCAAAAUACUGAUCUAAAUCUUAACCAUAGAGAGAUAUUAAAUAAGAAUACAAAAUGUAAUUCUACUAUGACAAAUACUACUUCUAAUACUACUCAUACUACCAAUACUACUACUACUACUACUACUACUACUACUACUACUACUACUAAUAUUAAUGAUAAUAAUAAUAAUAACAGAUUAGUCAGUCAAAAAGAAUUGGAUUUAAAUGAUAUUGUUAAUUCUACUGGUCAUGAAUUUUAUCCAGAGAAAUCUGGAGAGGAAUUAAUGUCUUUAUUAAGACAAUUGAAAUUUGCUCAAAAAUUCGCUUGGUUAUCAGGAGCUUCUGUACUUCCAACAGGAUUAUCUGCAUUAACUAAUAUUCAAUCAAAUAAAUUAACUAAUAAUGAUAAUAAUUUGAAUCAUCAUUAUCAAUCUUUAACUAAUGGAAUAACAAAUGAAAUCUAUACAAAAAAUGAUACAUUGAAUAUAAUGAAAGAUACUUCUACUAUUAAAACAAUUAAACAAGAUAAAAUCAAUAAAAUUGAUGAUCAAAAAGAUGUAAUGAAGUUAGAUACUAUUAUUGAUUCUACUGUUGUUACUACUAAUCAUGAUCAUGGUGAUGAUGAUAAUAAUAAUAAAAAAUCGAUUAAUGGAGGAAUUACACUUCUAAAACAUAAUCAUUUAAAUAAUGAUUCUAUUUUAAUGAAUGGAGAUGAUUCUCAUUUAAAUCAAAUGAAUGGAAAAUUGAAUGAUAUACAAAAUGAUGGUCAUAUUGAUGAUGAUGAUGAUGAUGAUGUUGUUGUUAAUCUAAAGAAUGGUAAAAAUGAUAAUUCAUUUGUUAAACAAAAACAAAAUGGACUUGUAUAUGAUAAAACGGAUGUUAUUAUAAAUGGUCAAAUAAAUAAUGGUUUUGAUGAUAGUAAUGAAUUACCAUUAUUUAUGAAAGAUAAUACACUAUUGGAUAAUGAUUCAUCAAUAAAAUCUGAAAUGAAAUUAAAUCUAGAAACUAUAUCUACUACUUAUAAACUGGAUAAUAUUAGUUUAUCUACCCCUAUUAUUACGACUACCGUUUGUAGUAUUAACAAUAAUAAUAAUAAUAAUAAUAAUAGUAAUAUUGAACCACAUUCUCCUGCUGUUUGUACUACACCAACUGUUACAACAGAUAAUCAUUUGAAGUUAUUCAUGAUGAAUAUGAAAGAUUAUGUACAAGUAUCUAAUUCCUUACCAUCUACUCCUAUGUCAUCGUCAUUUGUACCAGCUAAUUUCAAUGUUAUUCCUACUAUUGAUAAGAAUACUAAUAAUAAUAAUAACAACGACAGAAUGAAAUUAGAAAGUGAUUUUCAAAUGACUAAACUAUCCGCAUUAGAGAAACAAGAUAUUACAUAUAGUAAAGAUAAUUAUUCCGUUAAGAAUUACACAUCUCUACCAUCGAGUACAAGUACUGCAUAUCCUUCAGAUGUAGUAAUAACAACAAAGUGUACAACUACCACGGGGACAAUAGAUCUAAUAUGUUCUAAAUCAACCAUCAUGGGAAACACACAUACUACUUAUCCUAUCAGUAGUAGCAGUAGUAGUAUCAUUACUACUACUUCACCUACUAUUGGUUUGUUAACAAAACCAGCACCAAUAUCUAUAUCCACUGAUAUUCAUCCAAUUGACAGUGAUGAUAUAGAAGUAGAUGAUAUUGUUUAUAGUAAUAUAUCAAGUGAAGGGAAAUCUCAUAUUGGUGGAUCAUUACAAUUGAUACCUCAAAGAAAAGAAAAGAAUAUGAAUAGGAAAAAAUUAUUUUAUCGGUCUAGUUUAUCACCUUGUUCAGAUAUUCAUCCAUUCCCAUCAUCGACAUCACUUGUAACAGGUUCUUUACCAAAAACAGAUGAUCAAGAGAUAUGCAGUAAUGAUUAUCAGAACAUAGCUAGCAGUGUUAUUCCACCGUCAACUUUACUAACAUCACCAAUCACAAAUACAGAAACCAUUAGAACUACUGCAUCAAUAUCAUAUCUGCUUUCAAAUCAGCCUCUGGCAUUGCAACCGCAUUUAAAGAUGGUUUCCAGUAUAGAAUUGAGUGGUAACUUAAACGGUAAUGAUAAUAAUAAUAGUAAUAACCGAUCCCACAACGGCAACUUCUCAAAGGACUCACCACUUGUUUCUUCAGUGAAACUGCAUAGACGUGUACCUGCCCCUACUGUUACUUCAUCUGUUCUUACUAAUAGUGAUACGAUCGCUACUACAAUAUCGAAAAUCGCCACUUCACCCGCUUUAACUUCUGUUAUAAAUCCUGUUAAGGCAAAUGAGACGAAAAUAUCACGUUCAUCUAUGAUUGAAUUAAUAAGUUGUCCUAAUAAGGAUGUGUCCUACCCAGGUCAAAUACUGUCAUCGAUUCCUCCACCACUCCCUUCGCUGACAUCUUCGACACCACUAUCUAAACCACAAGGAAAUAUGGGUGCUUGUUUUUCACUAGUAUUUGAAGGUUGUCCAUUAAAGAUUAAUUCAACUGCAACAUGGAUUAAUCCAGCUAAUAAUGGUAAUAAAAAUAAUCAUUAUAUAUUUGGUUCAACAAAGAGUGUUCUCUAUUGAUUGAAUUCAUUUACAAUGCUGUACAAUCAAAAAUAUAUACGCUUAUUGUUUCAGGAUGAUAGUAAUCACAAUAAUGCGGUAUGACACCUCGAAUUAAUGUACGGACGUACGUACGUAUGAAGUUCUACAUUGUUACUGACUGAUUGGUAAUUACAUUAAUUACAAUAAUAUUGAUAGGAAAAUUCUAUUAAACAUGGUGACAAUGAGGUAGAAUGAUAUAUUUCAUCUAUUUAACAUUACCGAAGCAGCAAUAGUCAAUACAUCUUGGAAAACAAGACUUGUGUGACCAGAAGAAAUUGGUGUACAACCUUUUUUUCUACCAUGGUCUUAAUAUCUUGUCAUCUUCUUUCUUCCAAUUUUUCUUCCUUCAGAGAUGUCCACUUCUU